ACACACCUUUAUUGAAAUGCGAUGCAGUGUGUAAGACAGCUUUUUGCUACCAGUGUUGCCACAUGGAAAAUCGAUAUGUGAAAACAAAUUACAUAUGUACAUUUUAGACAAUCAGAAACCUUUUCUUUUGAGCAAUCCAAAUUAUUUGUUACAUUUACUGACCAAUGAGUGCCACGAACAAAAAGACCGGGGAAGCAAGCUUGGCAGCACAGCAAUUUAGGCAGAAACAUCAAUAUAUAAGCCUGAUGAUGAUAUUAGGAAGAUGCGACGAUUUGCCAAGGAAGACCAAAAGCGAUUACUCCCUUACCCGCAUCAAUUUCAAGUCCACUAACGUCUUGGAUGCUUCCACAGUCGAUUUGGUGGCCAUCGAGUCGGCUACGUUCCGCCUACCUGCCGGAGCAAUUUGCAGCUGUCGUUCCGCUGGCUCCAAGUAUCAACCGACUGCCAUCGACUCGGAAUCAAACCAAACCACUAAGGACAUGGGAACCCAAGCCGGCUUCCAAACGGAUUCCGAUGAGGAUUGCAAUUUCGAACGUGAUGCAUCCACCCAAUCGAUGCUUAAUAUGCAAGACGCAGAGACACAAUCGAUUCCAAAAUUAUCUAAAAACAUAAACAGCAUACAAACGCAAACGGAAUAUGAAGAACCAAGCACUUGUAGAGUUACAUCGGAAACUAAAAAGUCUAAAACUAAGCAUAAAGAUGAAAAAGCUACAAAAUCGAAUUCUUCGAUGCGAAAAUGCUUUUUCAAGCGCCCACUAAUCGUAGUAAAAGGAGGCGCUCUCGUAUCUACCGAUUUUACAGCAAAUGUCCAUCAAACUAGAAAUGAGAAAGUAUUAGUCACUAUUCGGAAAGAAGAUAAACAGACCCAAUAUGAAAACCCUUCAGGGUCACAAUCGAAUAGUUCGAGCGAUAAGCCUUCAGGUCCCUCAACCUGUUCCAAAAUCCUCGAUAGAGUACAGAAUCUGGAAACAAUUAUGAAGAGACAGGAGCGUUCUCUAAGGGAUUUGCAAGGAUCUGUUAAAUUAUGGAAGGCACAGGAAUGCAAGCUCUCUGAUUGCAGAAGCAUAUUUCAAGUUCAUCCGGAGGAACGCGAAUUGCCAAGAAAACCUGAAACUUUUGACCAGGCUUCCCAGAAAAAUGAUAUAGUUCGUUGCGAGAAACGCGAAAUGCCAAACAAAUCUGAAACAUGUGAUCGGGGUGCACAAAAUAAAGAUAUAGCUCAUUGCGAGUGCACAUCCCAAUUCGAAGAAUUUCUUAAAAUAUUUAUGAAGCCUGAAGCUGCGCAAGAAACACCGAAACCAAAUAAGUCUCAACGCGAAAGUAAUGGAAAUUCUACAAAAAAUAAUCAUAAGUGUUGCAAGGAGAACGGAAAUGAAAUAUAUCAGAAUGAUAAUCAAAUCUCAACUGCUACACAGUGCUUAAAAGAUACAGAAAACUUUCUGCAACAAUUUGAUCGGGCUUUUGCUAAAACUAAAAGUGAAGAAACAAUUGGCGACAAGUCCAAAAAUGUUCCAAAAACAAACCACAUCGAAAUACCAACAUCCGCUUGCUGUGCAGAUCCUACGAAACAAAAUCUUAUGGAACAAAGGGUAGAAAACCUACUUGAUGAUUUUGUUGAAUUAGUUAAUAAACCCAAAGCAGAUUCCAUAAGUGUAAGAAAAGUUUCUUCCACAUCUUGCUUGGAAGCAAAGAUUUCCAGUCAAUCAAAUCAAACUGUAGAGAAUGAAGUAUACAAAUCCUUGAUUGAGCAGCUUAUUAGUCUUUUCACAAAAUCCAAGUCGUGUGAAAAUAACCAGGCGCAGAAGACAGAAUCUGAAACCUUCUCAUUCGAUCGUUUACUGGCGGAAUUAAUAAAAAUGUUUACGAGAUCCAACAGCCUGGAGGAGGACAGGUCCAAAAAAGUUACCAUCUCAGAGAAGGAAACUAUUUUGGGCGCCAGCUGCAAUUGCUCGAAAGCUCAUCGCAAUGUUAAAUCCACUGCAAUGCAAUCGGACCUUAAGAUGUCGGAUAUGGACUUGGAUUUUAACGGGCAUAGGGGAUCCUGUCAACUAGAAAGAAAAUCUACACUAAGUGAAAUUUUAAGGAACGCCCAGAGAAAGGAUCAGUCGCCACGUGGAUGCCAAUUUUGUGGCGAUGGCAGUCUGCCCAUUCUGGACUCCUUGUUAGACGACCUAUUUCGGCUGAUUGGACCGAGGGCCUUCGAUGACGUGGUACUCACCAUACUGCGUCAGGAGGAAAAUGUCUACCACAUCAAGGUGUGUGAGAUGGCUACCGGAAACCAUCUGGGCUGUAUUCUGGGGAAUGGAAGGUCCAUCAACCAAGCGAUCGCCCUUGGAUUAUUCGAGGACAUUCACACGUUCUGUGAGCUGGACAGGACCAGGGAGCACUACCCCAGGGUCUGUUCACUGGGCACCAGUCUGGACGCCCUUUGUCCACGGGAGCACGGCGGUGAGAUUGUACCAGAUGGAAGUGUCGACAAGGAAAGAGUCGUAGAAUUUUGCACUCGUGUGCUGGGUCUCCCGGCUGGUCAAGCGUGCCGCUUCUUCUCCCUGACCAACGCCCUGAAAUUGGCCAAGAAGUCAUCAUUCGAUUGCUCUAGUGUGCUUCCUCAUGGCACAAAUCGAGGACUAACUCGCCUAGGAGCAGUCACUGGUAGCUUGGCUUACACGCCAAGUGAUGUCAGUAAUAACAUUUUUUCUACAAAGGACUCGAGUGAUGUGAUCAAGACAUCCAGCUUAUUCCUACGCAUCAUUUCUGGGCACGAUAAUGAAGUUCAAGAAGAUGAGGAUGCAUCAUACAUUCUUGAUAACUAAUAUUCAUUUUAGCUUGUGAAAACAGUGACCAUUUCUUUCUCUUUACAUUUCCCGUAGGGCUUUGAGACAAAAUUUGU
Messenger RNA from Drosophila erecta, 2890 nucleotides. RefSeq lists its product as uncharacterized. The record is from RefSeq and is a predicted model, not a curated record. The transcript has 3 exons. NCBI's taxonomy places the organism in Eukaryota, Metazoa, Arthropoda, Insecta, Diptera, Drosophilidae. Bases 165 to 2813 code for a protein of 882 amino acids.